AUGAUUACCUCGCAGCAGCGGAAGCAGAUUCCGCUGCUGUCUUCCACUGCGGUGCAUCGCACGCCCACAUGCCCUGUAACCAUGGUUCGUACAAGUGAUAUAAAACGCAUUUUAUUCGAAGCUUUAACCCCAUUGAAUGUUAAUAGGCAUCAAGAAAUACUAUCGUCCCGGACAACGGGAAAGAAAAUCAUUGAAAAAAAUGAAGACAAGUUGUCUGAAACACAUGGCAAAUUGCCAUCGGAAGAUAUGUCAUCACUUAAGUCUACGCCUGACAAAGCGAAAUGGGGCAGACCAUUGGAAUUCAUAUUGGCUUGUCUAGGUUACGCGGUCGGAUUAGGAAACAUAUGGAGGUUUCCUUAUUUGGCGUAUAGGAAUGGCGGCGGUGCCUUCCUAAUACCAUUCUUUAUUAUGGUUGUUUUCAUUGGACUCCCAUUGUUUUUCUUGGAGUUAUACGUUGGACAAUACACUGGCUUAGGUCCGUUACAGGCAUUUAGUGCAAUUGGACCUUUCUUUAGCGGUCUAGGCUAUUGCACGCUGGUGGUGAUCAGUAUUAUAUCUAUAUAUUAUAUGCUCAUUGUUGCCUGGACCCUGUUCUAUGUGCUAGCAUCAAUAUUUGGUAAUUUGGACUGGGGAUCGUGUGAUAACGAUUUCAAUACAGACUUUUGUUACAGCGGCAGUUACGACAAAGAAUGUAGAAGUAGGAACUACACUGGAUCUGAUACGCAAACGUUUUAUAUGAGGACCUGCAUGAGUAUUGGUGAAAUAUGUACGAUGACCGGUUUCCAGCCGUAUGAUGAUAAGUACUGUUUGAAUGGAACCGAUCAAGUACCAUGGUAUUCUAACGCUACUAGAAUUCUCGCGGCUGAAGAAUAUUACAAUGAACGUGUGUUGGGCAGAGGAGACGCAACUUGGGAAAAUUGGGGAGAAAUACAGUGGCACUUAGUCGGUACACUUUUCUUAUCCUGGCUCAUAGCUUUCUUCUGUGUGAUUAAAGGAGUUCAAUCUGCGGGUAAAGUGGUAUAUUUCACUGCAAUAUUCCCAUACAUAAUGUUGACUAUUUUAUUGAUACGUGGAGCAACUUUGGAAGGUGCUGGCGAUGGGGUAUUGUUUUACUUGUCUCCCGAUUGGGAGAAUUUACUGGAUGUAACAGUUUGGGGAGACGCUGCUUCACAGGUUUUCUAUUCAUUCGGCGUGGCUUGUGGCUCCCUUGUUACACUGGCAUCGUACAAUAAAUUUCAAAACAAUUGUCACUUUGAUGCCGUUUUCGUCACGUUUACGGACUUUUUUACGUCCAUAUACGCCGGAUUUGCUAUAUUCACUGUCCUCGGGUACCAAGCUGUUCAAAUGGGCGUGAGUGUUGAUGAGGUUGCCGAACAAGGGCCAGGACUUGCGUUUGUUGCAUACCCGGAAGCAGUACUCCAAAUGCCUGUGCCCAGACUGUGGUCCAUUCUGUUCUUCUUUAUGUUAUUCGUCUUGGGCAUUGGCAGUCAGUUUGCUGGCAUCGAAGCUAUCAACACAGCUAUUGUAGAUCAGUGGCCACACUUUAGAAAAAAUUACUGGAGGGUGACUGCCUUCACGUGCUUGACGUGUUUUAUCCUCGGGCUGCCUAUGUGUUUUAGUGGUGGUGUUUAUUUAUUCACCCUACUUGAUUGGAACACGGCCUCGUGGGCUAUCCUCUUAAUUGGUGUAGCUGAGUGUCUCGCGGUGUCAUGGAGUUAUGGAGUCAACCGAGCUCUCAAGGACAUAUCAACUAUGAAGAUGAAACUGAAUAAAUUCCAGAGGGGUUACUGGAAAGCUGUUUGGAGCGUUGUUACACCAGCCGCUAGUCUGGCCAUCCUGAUAUUCAUCUUUAUAUACUGGUCCGCACCAGCAUAUGAAGACUACGUUUUUCCUCUAUUUGCGGAUCUGCUUGGCUGGGCUGUUGGUCUGUCAACACUAGUGCUGUUCCCAGUAGGUGUUUGCUGGGCACUAUACCAUGGAUAUCGUGGUAAGGAUCUUUUCAAACCAACACAAGCAUGGGGGCCUGCAGUUAGAACAGAGAUCAGAUCCGACUCCAUCAUGACAGUGGAUUCAGUACAAUCAGAUGGACCGUACGACAAUAUUGGACAUAUUAUGUGAUAGUUAAAGUUGUUUAUUGCACAGACUUUAAUUUUAUAAAAGUGAAAGAGUUAAACGCAGCAGACAAGUUAAUCAAACACUUAAGACAAGCGUUCGGAGAAAAAAUGGCGUAUAUGAUAUGCAAAGUAAAAAUACGAUCUAACUGGACUUGAAUUGUCUCUGAAAAUAUAAUGGCCCAUCCCACACAUUAUGUAUAGUGAAACAUACGUAUCCGUAUACACACGUAGCGCUAUAUAUGUAUGUAUAUAUGUAUAUACAAAGAUAGUUAUUGCGAAUAUUUCAAGCAUGGAUUACAGAAGUACGAAAAAGUAUCAUAUUUGUGAUUAAUUGUAAAAAAUAAUA
Molecule: messenger RNA, 2460 nt
Organism: Achroia grisella
Lineage: Eukaryota; Metazoa; Arthropoda; Insecta; Lepidoptera; Pyralidae
Product: sodium- and chloride-dependent glycine transporter 1-like
Exons: 13
Coding region: 1-2118 (705 amino acids)
Biological process (GO): sodium ion transmembrane transport
Cellular component (GO): membrane
Molecular function (GO): glycine transmembrane transporter activity
Source: RefSeq, a predicted model, not a curated record